Trametes versicolor FP-101664 SS1 is the source of this 1503-nucleotide messenger RNA. RefSeq names its product HET-domain-containing protein. The coding region runs from base 1 to 1503 and encodes 500 amino acids. The record is from RefSeq and is a predicted model, not a curated record. Lineage: Eukaryota; Fungi; Basidiomycota; Agaricomycetes; Polyporales; Polyporaceae. The transcript has 2 exons.
AUGCCGCACUUCCUGAACACCUGGACGGGCGAGUUCGAGUGGCAUGCCGAUCCACGCAAGAUCACGUACGCGAUUCUAUCUCACACUUGGCGAUCCCCAGACGAAGGCGGAGAGCAGUCGUACAGCGAUGUGCGCAGGCUUCAGAUGUCGGUCAAUGCGGAGCCCGAGCAGCGCCAGCGGAGACUCUACGCUGCGACCGUAGACAUCAUCCGAUGCCACCAGAUAACAACCCUUUCCCAGGCAAAACGGGUCUCCCCUCACUUCCUCCUUCCAAAAGGUGCGGCCGCCCUCCCCUCAUUCGUCCUCUACCACCCCGAGCUGUCCCACAAAAUCAAAUACGCAUGCAAGGUCGCGCGCAGAGACGGGUACCUCCUCCUGUGGAUCGAUACCUGCUGCAUCGACAAGUCGAGCAGUGCAGAGCUCUCCGAGGCGAUCAACUCGAUGUUCGAGUGGUACAGACUAGCCGACGUCUGCUACGCCUAUCUCGAGGAUGUUCCCGAUGACGACGAUCCGACUCAAGCCAAUUCCUACUUCUCGCGGAGCAGGUGGCACAAACGGGGCUGGACGCUGCAGGAGCUCAUCGCCCCAAAGCGUGUCGUCUUCCUGACUCGCACGUGGGGCUGUCUGGGGACGAAGGCUGGACUCGCAUCCUCGCUGGAGAAGAUCACCGGAGUCGACUUCAACAUCCUCACUGGCCAUAUCUCUAUUCACUCUCAGAGUGUCGCGCGAAGGAUGUCGUGGGCCGCCUGCCGGGAGACAACGCGCAUUGAGGACCAGGCGUACUCAUUGCUGGGCAUUUUCGGUAUCCACAUGUCUCCAAUCUACGGAGAGGGCCAAAACGCGUUCCUCCGUCUACAAGAAGAGAUUGUAAGGACCAUUCCCGACCACAGCAUCUUCGCAUGGGGUUCUAGCUGCGCCCUUCCUAAUCUGACAGAGAGCGAGGGCAAAGUCACAUACCGAUGGACUAGUAUCGGGCUCCUGGCCGAAACACCGUUAGCCUUCAAGGGGCUCGCCGACAUCACACCGCUAUCCUCUGUCGCGUUUGCAACUCGCCUUGGGCUUAGAGCAGAGGAUGUGCCUACCCUCGACUGCCUUUUCGCUUCCCAGGGUGUCCGUGUUAAGCUCCCCUGCAUCGACCUUGCACAAACACCGCAGCUAUUCAAAGCUCUUCUGGCACGCAAACCUGAGUCCCCCUCACCACAGCCGACGGAAGACCAAGGCGAUCCAGACUCGCGAGAAGACGUCAUCCCUUCUUCGUCUUCCGAGGAGGAUCCCAAGCCAGCGGAUGAGGCAAGCGCGGAGUUUGCGUGCUCGCACAGCGUCGAAGCGCUGCGGCGCGAGAACGAGUCCCUUCGCACCGCGCUAUCGCUGCAAACCGAUCGCGUGUCCACCCUGGAGUCGCAGAUGGCAGCCGUGAUGUCUCGACUCGAAGCUUUGGAUGCAGCACAAGGUGCGUACGGACUUCGCGUAUUCCGCGGACAUACGCUUUACAGCUGGUCCUGA